This is a messenger RNA of Antechinus flavipes (yellow-footed antechinus), 924 nucleotides long. RefSeq names its product ribosomal L24 domain containing 1 (gene RSL24D1). The record is from RefSeq and is a predicted model, not a curated record. Gene Ontology annotation, cellular component: nucleolus. The coding region runs from base 56 to 547 and encodes 163 amino acids. Lineage: Eukaryota; Metazoa; Chordata; Mammalia; Dasyuromorphia; Dasyuridae. Gene Ontology annotation, biological process: ribosomal large subunit biogenesis. The transcript is spliced from 6 exons.
CGUCACUUCCUCUCAAGCGCCCUGGUCUCUAGAAAGGUGGCUGCUCUACUUCGAGAUGCGCAUCGAGAAGUGUUAUUUCUGUUCCGGGCCCGUGUACCCGGGGCACGGCAUGAUGUUUGUCCGCAACGACUGUAAGGUUUUCAGAUUUUGUAAAUCUAAAUGCCAUAAAAACUUUAAAAAGAAGCGCAAUCCUCGCAAGGUUAGAUGGACAAAAGCCUUCAGAAAGGCAGCUGGCAAAGAACUUACAGUGGAUAAUUCAUUUGAAUUUGAAAAACGUAGAAAUGAACCUGUCAAAUACCAGAGAGAGCUAUGGAAUAAAACAGUUGAUGCCAUGAAGAGAGUAGAAGAGAUCAAACAGAAACGUCAAGCUAAAUUUAUAAUGAAUAGAUUGAAGAAGAGCAAAGAACUACAGAAAGUUCAGGCCAUCAAUGAAGUCAAACAAAAUAUCCACCUUAUCCGGGCACCUCUUGCAGGCAAAGGAAAACAAUUGGAAGAAAAAAUGGUGCUCAAAUUACAACAGGAUGUGGACAUGGAAGAAGAUUCUUAGAGAUCUCAAAAUGUUCUGCAAUCUUCACUUUAUAUCUGUCUAGAAAAUAUCUUGCAGAGCCUUGGAACUCUUGUUCAUCAUUGAUUUCUUUUUCAUAUUAAUUCAGUAAAAUGAGAGAUCAUUAAAAAUACAUCUCUUUCACAUUGUUAUCUGUAAACUAUCAAGUUAUAGAGAUGUUAAAUGUGUGGAUUUCAAGGUUAAAGCAAAAUUGAAUUGGUGCUCUUUUGAAAGUCAUGAAAAUGCUAUUUAUAAUUACAGAAGUGCAUAGAAACAAAAUGGCUGUAUCAUUAGGAUAAUGACUUCCAGCAUUUAUCUAAUGUUAUAAUUACAUUAUGCUUUAAGGUCACUUAGGUAUAAAAUAAAACAUUUCUUUUUAA